Saprolegnia diclina VS20 is the source of this 3320-nucleotide messenger RNA. RefSeq lists its product as hypothetical. The record is from RefSeq and is a predicted model, not a curated record. The coding region runs from base 144 to 3245 and encodes 1033 amino acids. Lineage: Eukaryota; Oomycota; Saprolegniomycetes; Saprolegniales; Saprolegniaceae. Gene Ontology annotation, molecular function: saccharopine dehydrogenase activity. The transcript has 5 exons. Gene Ontology annotation, cellular component: cytoplasm.
CGUUACCCGGGUGUUAACUGGCACAAGGUAAGUGUUAUAGCGUCCAAGAUCGCACGCGACCAGCUGCUGACAAAUUGGCAACACCGCCGUCCGCUCAUCACUUCGGUUCCUGCCCUUCCUCGCUCAAGCAGUCUAGCAGCAGCAUGAGCAUGAUGUUCCGCAAGAAGGCGCUGGCGCCGCUGAGCCUGACCCGCCACCUCUCGACGCGCCCGGCCAAGUGCGUCGGUGUCGUCCGCGAGGUCUACAACAAGUGGGAGCGGCGCGCGCCGCUGACGCCCGGCCACGUCCAGGAGCUCGUGCAGGCUGGCAUCAACGUGCACGUGCAGCCGAGCAACCAGCGCAUCUUCACCGACGACCAGUACACGGCGGCAGGCGCGGUGGUCACAAACGACCUCUCGGCGGCCAACGUCAUUGUCGGCGUCAAGCAGGUGCCCAUCGAGCAUCUCCUCAACGACAAGACGUACCUCUUCUUCUCGCACACGAUCAAGGCGCAGCCUGAGAACAUGAAGCUCCUCGACGCGAUCUUGGAGAAGCGCAUUCGCCUCAUCGACUACGAGUGCAUUACCGAGGGCGGGCAGCGCAACGGCCGCCGGCUCAUUGCGUUUGGCUCGUACGCGGGCCGCGCCGGCAUGCUCGCGGGCUUCCGCGGCCUCGGCGAGCGCCUCAUCAACAAGGGCUACUCGUCGCCGUUCGUUAACAUUGGCUCGGCGUACAUGUACCAGGACCUGGACCGGGCCAAGGCCGCGGUUGCGACCGCCGGCGAGCUCAUCAAGAAGAACGGUCUUCCUGCCGACCUCGCGCCGCUCACCGUCGUCUUUACGGGCAGCGGCAACGUCUCGCAGGGUGCCCAAGAAGUGUUCAAGCUCCUCCCGCACGAGUUUGUGGCGCCCGAGGACCUCCCGCACCUCAAGCCCAACCGCCACGUCGUCUAUGGCUGCGUCGUCGAUGAAAAGCACAUGGUCGAGCACAAGACCAAGAAGAACGACUUUACCAAGGAAGAGUACUACAAGCACCCGGAAGAGUACGAGCCGACGUUCCACAAGAAGGUUGCGCCAUACACGUCGCUUCUUGUCAACUGCAUGUACUGGGACGACCGGUACCCGCGCUUGAUCACAAAGGACCAGAUGGACGAGAUCACGGCUGCCAGCGGCGGCGACCCCAAGCUCCUCGGCGUCGCCGACAUCUCGUGCGACAUUGGCGGCAGCGUCGAGUUCCUUGAAAAGUCGACGUACAUUGAAGACCCGUUCUUCCUCUACGACAUCAAGUCGCGCACGGCCAAGUCGUCGCUGGCGGGCGAGCCCGGUGUCAUGAUGAUGGGCGUUGAUAUUCUGCCGAGCGAGCUCCCGAGCGAAUCGUCCAACCACUUUGGCAACCACCUCGUCGGCUUUCUCAAGAGCCUCUCGGGCGGCGAAAAGGUCAUUCCGGACGAGCUCCAAGGCGCGGUGAUUGCGGCCGACGGGCGCCUCUCGCCCAAGUACGAGUACAUCAAGGAGAUGCGCCGCGACCGCGAGCGGGCGGCGGGCCACGCGUAUGCGUCGGCGGCGGCGGCAGUUGCCGGCUCAACGUGCGUCGAGCUCCAAGGCCACCUCUUUGACAGCGGCCUCAUCAACAGCAUCUUGGAUCUCAUCGAAGCGCACAACGGCGGCUUUGCGGUCGUCGAGUGCAAGGUCCGCCCCAACUUUAACGACGAGUCCAACACGACGGCCGCCAACAUCUCGCGCGCUGUCGUCCAGAUCAGCAUGGACUCCCGGGCCGAGUUGGACGCGAUGCUUGAAAAGAUCCGCGCGCUCUCGAGCUUGACGCCGGGCGCAGCCGCGACGAUCAAGGAGCUGCCGGACUAUUGCAUGGGCACGUACGACCAGACGCUCUCGCAGCGCGCCGAGUCGGCCAAGGAAGGCGCGGGCAUGACGUUCCAGGGCAGCGUGUCGGUGUCGGCGGCCAAGGAGCGCAAGCAGAUCGUGUGCCUUGGCGCGGGCCUUGUCGCGUCGCCGCUCGUCGAGUACCUCACGCGCGACGCCAACCACUCGCUGACCGUGGUCUCGGGCCUCAAGGGGGAAGCCGACGCGAUGGCCGCCAAGUACAAGCACCGCAGCGUGACGCCGGCGACGAUCAACGUCGGUACGCAAAAGGACGCGGUGGCGUCACUCGUGGCAUCGGCCGACUGCGUUGUCUCGCUCUUGCCGGCGCCGAUGCACGUUGACAUUGCCAAAGCGUGUCUCUCGUCCAAGGUGCCGCUCGUGACGGCGAGCUACAUUUCGCCCGAGAUGCAGGCGCUCAACGACUUGGCGGUUGCGCAGCGCAUUCCGAUUCUGUGCGAACUCGGCUUGGACCCGGGCAUGGACCACAUGAGUGCGAUGAAGAUCAUUGACGAAGUCCAGGCGCAGAACGGCCGCGUCGUGUCGUUUUCGUCCGUCUGCGGCGGUCUCCCCGCGCCCGAAGCCGCCGACAACCCGAUCGCGUACAAGUUUUCGUGGUCGCCGCGCGGCGUGCUCACGGCGGCCCUCAACUCGGCGCAGUACCUCAAGAACGGACAAGUUGUCCAAAUUCCGGGGGAGGCGCUGUUGACGAGCGCGGAGCGCGUCAACUUUUUGCCGGCGUUUGCGCUCGAGCAGAUCCCGAACCGCAACUCGCUGCCGUACGCGCAGGUGUACAACAUCCCGGACGCCGACUCGAUCUUCCGCGGCACGCUCCGGUACGCGGGCAACUGCGCCAUCAUGCACCAGUGCCGCCUCCUCGGGUUGCUCAACACGAACGAGACGGCGCUGCCAGCGACGUGGCCCGAGCUCAUUGCGCAGCUCAAGGCCGGCAUGAGCAGCCGCUUGACGCCGGACGCCGAGGCGUUCCUUUCAUGGCUCGGCCUCGACGAUAGCAGUGCGCUCAUUGACCCGUCGGCAACGUCGACGAUCGAUGCGUUCUGCGCGCUCUUGAUUCAGAAGCUCUCGUACCUCCCGGGCGAGCGCGACAUGGCCAUCAUGCACCACGAGUUCCACGUCGACUUUGCCGACCGCCGCGAACUCAUCACGUCGACGUACGUUGGCUACGGCGACGACGAGAGCACGGUCAUGGCCAAGACGGUUGGCAUGAGCGCAGCGAUCGGCGUCGACUUGAUUCUGCGCGGCGACGUCCUUGGCCACGGUGUCUUGACGCCGACGACGCCCGACAUUUACACGCCGGGCCUCGCGCGCCUCGAAGCCGAAGGCAUCCGCUUCAUCGAGAAGAGCCGCGUGCUGCCCAAGACCCACUAAGCACGAUAGACAAGAGUAUGUACGACCUACUGGCUAGGUGGAGGACGUGAAAUGAAAAACAAAUUUGCGUGUGCU